CCGGUUGUAAAUGAAUUUAUUUUCUUAUUCUCAUGAGUAAAAAAAAAUAAAAUCAACAGAUAGAACGCUACCACAUUAUAAAAAUUAAGAAACAAGUUGCAGCUAUCUAAUUUGAUAUGAUCCCUGCAGCUCGGACAAGUGAUUGCAACACAAGUGAAAAGAAGUACCAGUCGGAUACCACCAGUACGUUCAUUUUCUCCUACCUCACACUCUAACUUUAGUUUAAGUUGUGCGGGCAGUUGAAUUAGAUCAUAACUGUGUCGAUAAUAUUAAGCGUUUUGACAUUUAUUUUAUAUAUAAAUAUAUUAAGAUGCGUAUAGCAAUAGUUGGAGCGGGAAGCGCUGGAUUAGCAGCACUUCGUCACGUAGUUCUUCUUCUCGCAGCCGAAAAUACUCAAAGUCAGGGUAAAAUUACUCAAGUGGUUUGUUACGAGAAGACAAACCAGGUUGGUGGUACUUGGGUUUAUACAACAGAGAUUGGAGUUGAUCAUUAUGGAUUGCCUAUUCAUUCUAGUAUGUACGACAGUCUUCGGACUAAUUUACCAAAAGAAGUUAUGGGCUAUCCAGAUUUUCCAGUACCAGAGAACACGAAGAGUUAUCUUACGCGGACAGAAAUUCUUGAUUUUCUUAACAGCUACUGCGACCACUUUAAAUUACGUCCAUAUAUUAAAUUCCGUCAUAAUGUCCAGCGUAUUGAGCCAUCAGCGAAACCUGAAGACAACCAGGUUCCUGGUUCAUCGACCAAAUGGACAGUGACAGUCAAAAAUUUGGAAACUGGCUUAGUGAGCAAUGAAAUUUUUGACGCAGUCAUGGUCUGCAAUGGACAUUACUUUGAACCGAGUAUCCCGAUCAUUGAAGGACAUGACAAAUUUAAAGGACUGCAACUGCACAGUCAUGAUUACCGUGUGCCUGAAACUUUUGCCAAUAAAACGGUUGUCGUAGUUGGUGCUGGGCCUUCGGGAAUGGAUCUUGCUUUGGAGAUAUCGAGCAAGGCCAAACAAGUUGUCUUGAGUCAUCACAGUCGCGAUCCUAUUCAUACUGUCUUUCCUGAAAAUGUUAUUCAGAAACCAGAUAUUACAAGAAUUGAAGAGACAGAAAUCGUCUUCUCUAAUGGAGACCGCCAAAAUGUUGAUGUUAUUUUCUACUGUACAGGAUACAAGUACAGUUUUCCUUUUUUGGCUAAGAGUUGUGGUGUAAAAGUUGAUUCAAAUAUGGUAACACCACUUUGGAAGCAUUUGUUAUCCGUUGAAAAUCCAACUCUUGCUCUUGUAGGCUUACCAUUUUAUGUUUGUGCUUUCAGUAUGUUUGAUCUUCAGGUUCGAUUUGUAUUAAAGUUUUGGACAAACGAAAAACAAUUGCCUAGUAAAGAAGCGAUGCUUGCUGAAGAAGCAGUCGAGUUGAAGAAAAAACUAGACAAAGGUUUAGAGAAACGUCAUUUCCAUAUGAUGGGACCGGAGCAAGGAAAUUACUACGACGAUUUAGCAAAAACUGCUGGAAUAACUCCUCUGCCUCCGGUGCUAACGAAACUUCAUAACGAAAGCAGUAUGCGGUUUCUCGAUGAUCUUGUUCAUUAUCGCGAAGAUCGGUACAGAAUUGUCGACGAUUUUAAUUACGUCCAACUAUAAAAAUCAGUGAAUUAUAUUUGAUAAAUUGUUUUGUAUUUUUUAAAAAAUAUAAUUAUAAUUUUACGCAAUU
This is a messenger RNA of Microplitis demolitor, 1694 nucleotides long. RefSeq lists its product as uncharacterized. Lineage: Eukaryota; Metazoa; Arthropoda; Insecta; Hymenoptera; Braconidae. The record is from RefSeq and is a predicted model, not a curated record. The transcript is spliced from 6 exons. Gene Ontology annotation, molecular function: NADP binding; N,N-dimethylaniline monooxygenase activity; flavin adenine dinucleotide binding. The coding region runs from base 311 to 1624 and encodes 437 amino acids.